This is a messenger RNA of Dovyalis caffra, 1254 nucleotides long. NCBI's taxonomy places the organism in Eukaryota, Viridiplantae, Streptophyta, Magnoliopsida, Malpighiales, Salicaceae. The record is from the annotation of a GenBank genome assembly.
AUGGAGCGGUUUGUGUCUUUUUUGCAUCUGGCUGUAGCUUUGGCGGUCUUUGUUUUGCCUGUUUAUGGCCAGAUAAAUACUGCAUGCACAGCUUCGGUGCUUGGUACCUUCACCCCAUGUAUGAAUUUUCUUACAAAUAGUACUGCCAAUGGUGCUUCACCAACUGCAGAUUGUUGCGGUUCACUUAAGAAUCUCACAAGUAAUGGGAUGGACUGUUUGUGUCUUAUUGUGACUGGAAGCGUUCCCUUCCGCAUACCAAUCAAUAGAACUUUAGCCAUCUCUCUGCCUCGUGCUUGUAACAUGCCUGGCGUCCCAGUUCAAUGCAAAGCUACUGGUGCACCAGUUCCUUCUCCAGGUCCUGUUUCACUUGGGCCAACUCCCUCUCCGGGAGUUUCUCCAUCUGCCAGUCCUAAAGCUUCUGUUGUCCCUGAGCCAACACCAUCCACUCUACCGCCAGCGUCUGACACGACACCUCUCCUGAAUCCACCAUCAUCUACGGGAGAUAGUGGGGCACCACCAUCAAGUACUGGGAGUCGCCCAGUUUUAACUCCAUCAGCAUCGGUGCCCUCUCACGGCCUUUCACCGUCUCUUCUACUAUUUGCAUUAGGAUUUGUACUCUUCAAAAACGAGAAAGUUGGGAGGGCAGAAUGGAAUGAUGCGCACAGUUUACAACUUGCAAACUACUCCUGCAGUAACAGUGUAAUUAGUUUUAUUGACACCAAAGAUCCUGUUUAUUUGUUUUCAGCAAUGAAUUCGCAAAAGCUGGUUCUCUUCAGGUUUAUUUGGGGCCUGGCUUUUGUUCUCGGCAUUUUAAUUCCUGCCGUCAAAUGUCAAAUCCAAGGUUGCUCUAUUCAGGACAUUGAUUUGGGGCUGUCUUCAUCUCCUCCUCCCUUAAGCACCCCACUUAUAUUGCCCUUGUCGAAUUGCUUCGUAUCUGUGCCGCCUUUGAGUCUUUGCGGAGUUCCAGCUCCGAUGCCAAUACAGUUUCCACCAACCAUUCCAGAUGAUAUUACACAACAUUCUACGCCUCCUAAAGAUGUGCUAGUCUCUCCACCUCUAAGUCAGACGCAGGUACAGUUGAACUCAACUAGAGAAGACAACUCCACAGCAGUUGCAACACAGCCAUUUUCAUCAACAGAAUUAAAUCUGCCAAAGGAGAACGAAACAUCAAAUGGGAGGGGCAAAACUAAUAGGAUUUUGCUCAAACUUUUAUUACUGUGCUUGGCUCUUUAUGGUUAUAGGUCCUUAGCUUGA